This is a messenger RNA of Tupaia belangeri chinensis (Chinese tree shrew), 5333 nucleotides long. RefSeq names its product adrenoceptor alpha 1A (gene ADRA1A). The coding region runs from base 990 to 2390 and encodes 466 amino acids. The record is from RefSeq and is a predicted model, not a curated record. Gene Ontology annotation, molecular function: alpha1-adrenergic receptor activity. NCBI's taxonomy places the organism in Eukaryota, Metazoa, Chordata, Mammalia, Scandentia, Tupaiidae. Gene Ontology annotation, cellular component: plasma membrane. Gene Ontology annotation, biological process: positive regulation of MAPK cascade; phospholipase C-activating G protein-coupled receptor signaling pathway; adenylate cyclase-activating adrenergic receptor signaling pathway. The transcript is spliced from 3 exons.
UGCAAAGUUCCUGGCCGUUCUUUUCUAGUGUCGGGAACCUGAAUAUUAAAAGGCUGAUUGUGGAGUUAUCGGUUGUCUGUGUGGGCUUUUUCGUUCCUUUUCCUAUGUUCAUUCUUUAUUUUAAAAUAUCCAGGUAAAGCGAUAGCGAGCCAGGAACUUAAAGACAUCAGUGGUGAAGGGGUGAGUCAGCGGGUGCAAAACGACUAGCCUUUGGUUCCUUGAAGAGACGGUCCCCUCUUUCCCCCGGAGAAGAGGCGGGGAGUGGCUCCGGGGACAGAAACCUGUCCGCUCCUCCCCGGUGCUCCGGCGGGUGGCUCUGCAAAGACGCUUCAGGAGGACGCUACACCAUCAACUGGGUCUCCGCAAGUAUUUCACACCCUCGUUCCCGGCUGGCGUGUCUAAGAGCUGGAGCUACCAAGAGUCUGGGACAGCCCUGAAUGUGGGUAACGGCGGGACCCGGGCAGCGUCCAAAUGCCAGCGGUUGCUGUCUUUGAGCAUCGACGGCUGAUCCACGCUUGCCUAUGGUUUGCGGGGAGACUGGCGCUGGAUGUUUGAAUUCCAAAUUGCUUGCAGAAUGCUGAAUCUUCUCCCCAGCAGGACGAACCACACCGUGCAGACAAGUGGGCUCCUGUAAUGCUGGGAGUGCAUUCUGCAACGUGUCUCUUCCAGGACCUUAAUGCGGAGCCUCGGGUAGGAAGGGAGCUGGGGCCCUGGGCCAGCGCGGUGGGUGAAAAGAAUCUGCGAGCAUCCCCGCGCGCCCCUGGCCAUGUCACCUUUAAUGCCUUGCUCCUUCGCGUGGCAUUCUAAGGGUUCCCUGGGCUGGCCGGGGUUGUUUCCCACCCGCGCGUUCUCUCUCCGCCCCAUCGAAACCCAGCCGGCAGGGCUCUCCUGAGCGGAGACCUUUGGAUCAGCUGCUCCCUCGCUCCCGCCCCCGCCCCCGCCCGGGGGUGGCCCAGGAGAGCCGGACCUCACCCAGCCCGGCUGGGACCAUGGUGUUUCUUUCCGGAAAUGCUUCUGACAGCUCUAACUGCACCCACCCCUCGGCACCUGUGAACAUAUCCAAGGCCAUUCUGCUCGGGGUGAUUCUGGGGGGGCUCAUUCUUUUCGGGGUGCUGGGGAAUAUCCUAGUGAUCCUUUCGGUGGCUUGUCACCGGCAUCUACACUCGGUCACUCACUACUAUAUCGUCAACCUCGCCGUGGCAGACCUUCUGCUCACCUCCACCGUGCUGCCCUUCUCAGCGAUCUUCGAGGUCCUGGGCUACUGGGCCUUCGGCAGGGUCUUCUGCAAUAUCUGGGCGGCGGUGGACGUCCUGUGCUGCACCGCGUCCAUCAUGGGCCUCUGCAUCAUCUCCAUCGACCGCUACAUCGGCGUGAGCUACCCGUUGCGCUACCCCACCAUCGUCACCCAGAGGAGGGGUCUCAUGGCUCUGCUUUGCGUCUGGGUGCUUUCCCUCGUCAUCUCCAUCGGGCCCCUGUUCGGCUGGAGGCAACCGGCGCCGGAAGACGAGACCAUCUGCCAGAUCAACGAGGAACCCGGCUACGUGCUCUUCUCGGCGCUGGGCUCCUUCUACGUGCCCCUGGCCAUCAUUCUGGUCAUGUACUGCCGGGUCUACGUGGUGGCCAAGAGGGAGAGUCGGGGCCUCAAGUCAGGCCUCAAGACCGACAAGUCAGACUCAGAGCAAGUGACGCUCCGCAUCCAUCGGAAAAAUGUCCCGGUAGAAGGCAGCGGGAUGGCCAGCGCCAAGAACAAGACGCAUUUCUCCGUGAGGCUCCUCAAGUUUUCCCGGGAGAAGAAAGCGGCCAAAACGCUGGGCAUCGUGGUCGGCUGCUUCGUCCUCUGCUGGCUGCCUUUUUUCUUAGUGAUGCCCAUUGGGUCUUUCUUCCCUAAUUUCAAGCCCUCGGAAACAGUUUUUAAAAUAGUAUUUUGGCUCGGAUACCUAAACAGCUGCAUCAACCCAAUCAUAUACCCAUGCUCCAGUCAAGAGUUCAAAAAGGCCUUUCAGAAUGUCUUAAGAAUCCAGUGUCUCCGCAGAAAGCAGUCUUCCAAACAUGCCCUGGGCUAUACACUGCACCCACCCAGCCACGCCCUGGAGGAGCAACACAAGGAUAUGGUGCGCAUCCCAGUGGGAUCAGGAGAGACCUUCUAUAAGAUCUCCAAGACGGAUGGAGUUUGUGAAUGGAAAUUUUUCUCUUCCAUGCCUCGUGGAUCUGCCAGGAUUACAGUGUCCAAAGACCAAUCAGCCUGCACCACAGCCCGGGUGAGAAGUAAAAGCUUUUUGCAGGUCUGCUGCUGUAUGGGAUCCUCUACCCCCAGCCUUGGAGAGAACCAUCAGGUUCCAACUGUUAAGAUCCAUACCAUCUCCCUCAGUGAAAAUGGGGAGGAUGUCUAGAUAGAGGUCAGGUGGAAGAGGGGAUUAUCUUAAAUACCCGUCCUACUUUUUUAUACAGAAGGCCAACUCACUCUUUCUGGAGGACGAGAAAGGACCACCAAAGGAAGGGACCACCUAGGAAUGGAGAGGAGGACCCAACUCAUCAGGCAGUGAGCAGGGAAAAGGGAAGAUGUCUUGCAGCCAACCAGUUCAGAAUGAUGCUAAAUAGCAUUUCCCUGCAGCUAAGACUCCCUUAGCCGUCCUGAGCCCUCUUUCCACGUUUGGCCCUUUCUGUGACAAAUACCAUGGGAAACAGAAUCUCAUCCACAAUCCAAAAGACUAUAAAUAUAGGCUUAUGAUUUCAUCAUGAAUAUUUUGAGUACACACUCUAAGUUUAGAGCUAUUUCUUGAUAGAAGUGAGGGGAUUUUAUUUUCAGGCUAAACUUCUUGACAGCCACAUUUGACAUUUAUGGGGAGAGGGCCUAGACAAGGAGAGCUUUAAGAUGGUGGCUGAUAUCCAGGGACAUUAUUUUUAGAGCAAGUUUUAAAACUCCACCAUUGCUGAUAUAUCUAGCUUCUCACCUUGGGUGAAACUCGACAGUGUGAUUUACCUUAUCCUUCAUUUUGACAGGCACUGCUUCUUGUUCCCCAAAGAUGUGGAGUAUGCAUUGUGUUUCAGAAUGUAAUAGAGACAUAUUCUCUUAUCCUUGGUCUGGAGAGAACUGAAAGAACCAGUCAGGGUACAUAUGGCUUUACCUAAGAGAAAACCAUAGACAUGAGGGUUGUUUCCUAAACUUAACUACUAGGGACAAAAAUCCAUUAAAUAAUUCCAAGAUCAUAUGAAGGAAGAUUUCUUCUAUAACAUAUAUAAAGAUCAAGAGGUUAGGGUGGGGUAGUAAUUUCAUGCUAAUAUAGAGGCUGACAAAUUACUCCACAGUCUUUUAGAUGUGGCCUAGAAAGACCUGUCUUGGUAAAUCGCUUACUUUUUCCAGAACUGUGUUAUGAAAACCCAGAGCUUAUAAUAUUUUGAAAGGCAAACUAUUGACUUGCAUUUUCUUUCAUCUGCUCCACUAAAGUAUAAUGAAUGAGGUUUCACCUGUGGCAUGUUGAAAUGAGCCUUAUAAUUCAGAUACAUCUUGAAAUUUAAAAAAUACUAAUGCUUAGCUUCGGACAGGUGCUGACUGAUCACCAAAGAACUGUCUAAAGCAAGAGUUUCAAACAUUUUUUGACAAAAUUCCAUUUAUUCUGGUGAAAGAUCCAGUCACCCAUUCAACUUCAUCUGUUCCCACUUUCUGCAGGAACUUGUGGAAUACACUCCUUUUUCUUUUAUGUAUGAUAAAUUUGGGUAAACCUUAAUAACUCAGUAUCUAACUAAUGAAGAAGAUGCUAACUCUAUGUAACAAUUAAAAUAUGCCUGUCAUUCCACAAUAAGAAUUUGAAAUGGGAUUUUAUAGAGUAAUUCUUCAUAAAAAUUACUAGUCUAAAACUACUGAGCAUUUUCAUGGCCUCUUCUGUUUGCCUAACCUCCUCUGAGAAUUUCUAAGCAGGUGAUAGCUGUUACAUAGCCUUCACCCCAUCAUCCUUCCCUUUCUCCCUGACAGCAAAAUGAUACUUCCCUUAAAUUCUUCUAAAGAGCAAAUCUCUUUCCACGUUGCAGUGGAGGUUAUCCACGUGGAUUUGGAUUUUGUUGUUAAUUGAUUUGGAUCAUCUAGAAUGCAACUGCUUCCAUUUCAGAAGCCAACUUGGGGAGGCUGUCUUCUUAUUGGCCAGAUACUAGACUUUUGUUCAGAAUCUGAAUUCUGACACUUGGAUGUUAGCAAGAUUCUUUGGGUCUCUUGGCAUAUUCCACAACAGCUCUACCAGAUGUGGAUAUCCUAUUACACAUUCUAGAAGAGAAGAAAGCAUCUACAAGAACUUGAAUAUACAAAUCUCACUUCUCUUCAACCUUGAAAGGAAAGAUAGGUUUCAUUGUUAGGAGGACCUUAUUUCAGAAGGUGAAUUUAAAAAUCACUCUUGUUCUUGCCAAGUAGAUGCUCAGAAAGAGUAUCCCUAUGGGAGAAUGGUAGUCAUUUUUCUUGAGCAAAAUAUAAUCUCAUGUUAGAGAUGAUUUUUAAACACCUGUAUCAUUUUAAAUGUUAGCUAUAGGAAAGCAAGGUACACCAGAAAGCUAGUGUUAAUGCCACUUCUAAUGAAAAUAAACAACUAGAAAAUCUUUUGGUCAACAAAUAAAAACCAUGACAUUGUAUCUGUGUAAAACUACCCAUAAAUAAUUGUCUACUACCCUUUUCCCCAGACCUCCUCCCUCCAGGGAAGCAAAUUUUUAACAUUUUUGUUUUCCUUUUUCAUAGUGUGAUAUUGAGCUUAAACAUGUCAAUUUUAUAAGAAACUAGUCAAAACUUAGUCAAAGUGGGAUAAACAAUAUUCAAGUUGAGUUACUUUUUACUCAUCCACAAAAAUCCCUGUACCUUUAAGCAUGCCAAAAACUAUCUAAAAUGGUUACAGUUAAGCAAAUGAUUGUCAUAUUUAUACUAACAUGUUUACUGCUUCUAUUUGGAGUUUGAGGAAUUUGCCCAGGGUAACAGUGGUUUAAAUGUCUUCUCUCAUAUGUUGUAAAAAGCAGUUGCUUUGGGACUGUUUGAUCAUCACAAAAGUCAAUGUGAUAUGAAAUAGGCAAAAUUUUAGUUUAUUUUACAAUUCAAGUUGCAUACAUUAAGAAAGACCUUGAAUCUUUUAUGCAAAAAUCACCCCAGACUAUUGAAUGAUUUGAGAAAAGCAUUUUGUUCAUCAUAGUUUUCUUUCCUUUACCUCUCUCAUGUCUUACCCAAAACUGCUUCUGUUGGUAACCACUUCAUGUGUUUAACACUCUCAAAAAUUUAAGGCUUCUAAUAUGCUCACUACCUACUUGGAUUGGUUCAUCCAGGGUAGACAAUAAGACUGGAGGAAAUAAAUAUUCUCUUAAGGCUU